Molecule: messenger RNA, 1029 nt
Organism: Besnoitia besnoiti
Lineage: Eukaryota; Apicomplexa; Conoidasida; Eucoccidiorida; Sarcocystidae
Exons: 1
Coding region: 1-1029 (342 amino acids)
Source: RefSeq, a predicted model, not a curated record
AUGGGGCGAGCACCAUUUUCCGUUAAGGCCUUGUGCCUCGCACCGUUUACGGCGACGGACUUCAAGGCUGCUGUCUUUGGGGGUUUGUUUGGCGGUUUGGCUUCUUUCUUGGUCACUCACCUGCUUCUCGAGUUGACAUUCAGUCCAGUUUUCUCGACGUUUUUUGCCGUUCUACUGGCCUCAAUCGCCGUCCUUGUAAUUCAGCGUGCGCUGGCGAUUGACCCGCCCGUGCCCCCCCCAGCUCUUGCAUAUGAUGAUGACGAAGACGUGGUGGAGUCGGGCACAGACAAGUCGCUUCAGAACAUGUACUCGACUCAGGUGCAAACGCGCAGACUUCUUUUCGGCUUCGCAGCGAUGCUGCUCAUCAGUGCAACGUUUGCAGUCUUCGUGGACAAAGCGUGGUUCUCCAACAUCAACUGGGUCAUCAAGAUCCCCAUGUACUGUUUGCUUGGAAAUACUCUCUGCUUUCUGCUGGUCUUUGCCGGCGUUGAUAUAGUCAACUUCUACUACGAUGUAGUCUGGUGGGAGGGCCGGGCGAGCGCAUGCGGUCCCGGCGCGGCAUUCGGCGGCGCCUUCGCGGGUAACUCGGGGAUGCCCGGCGGAGCGUCAUCCCCUUCACUGCCUGUGCACAAUUCGUCGCAGGUGUGUGUGUUGGUAAUCGGUUCCCUCCUUCUUGGGAGCGUUUUUGGCUUCUUUUAUGGCCUCUUCGACCUGGAGGAUAUUCACUCGUCCGUGCGCCUGAUUCAGGACAGAUACGUCUGUGUCCCGAUUGCCGUUAUUAUCGGAACGUUCACAGCAGUCAUUGCCGCGAGACUGGGCAGAGCAUCGAACUCUGAGGGCUCGCGGAUCGGUGGCACUGCAAGGUUAGCUGGUUCAGGGCUGGUGAGUGGCGCAGGCUCCUCAGCGGGAUCACCGAGCAGGACAGCUGGCGGUCAACACUCCUCCGCAAACGACGAUUUCCUCGAUGACGAAGAAGAUGAGGAAGAUGCCACGUUUUUCGGACAGCAGUCUCGCUCUCUGGCUGCCUAA